GGUGAGCGCGCGCGCGCGCCAAGAUGUUGUUGGGCAGCCGCUGCUUCCCAGGAGUCCCAAUCUCUCUGGGAACUUUCUUCAAACACCUUCCGCGCUCAAAACCAAGUCCCAUCUUUCCACCCAAAACCCUAACCACAAUCCAGUGCUCCUCCCACUUCGACGCCUUGGAUUCCCGCCAGAAACACCAAAUCCAUCUCUACGUCGACACGCUUCUCGACUGGAACCAGAGAAUGAACCUGACCGCGGUUAGAGAAGCCGGCGAGGUAAUGGAGAGGCACAUUGAAGACUCACUGGCCAUCAUACCGCCCAUAACUGACUCUUAUCUCUCUCAUUGUGGUGGUUCCUGUCGAAAUCUCAGCCUCGUGGAUGUCGGAAGCGGCGCAGGCCUGCCCGGCUUGGUUCUGGCCAUUGCUUGCCCUGAAUGGAAAGUGACCCUGAUGGAGUCGAUGAACAAACGAUGUGUUUUCUUGGAGAAUGCUGUUAGUCAUGUUGGUUUGUCGAAUGUGGAGAUUGUAAGAGGAAGAGCAGAGAACUUGGGUCAGGAUGUUUGCUUCAGGGAGAAAUUUGAUGUAGCGGUGGCCAGAGCGGUUGCGGAAAUGAGGAUUUUAGCGGAAUACUGUCUUCCUCUGGUUCGCGUUGGUGGCUUGUUUGUAGCUGCAAAGGGACAUGAUCCUCAGAUGGAAGUUAGGAAUGCAGAAAAAGCAAUUCAAAUUUUGGGUGCAUCAAUAUCGCAACUGUGCCCAGUGGAAUCUCACAGCCCAUAUGGACAAAGAACGGCCAUUGUAUGCCUGAAAACCAGUUCCACUCCAAAGAAGUAUCCUCGUGAUCCAGGUACCCCGGUGAAAGUACCACUAUGAGUAGUUCAUAUGCCUAAUUCGUAUGUAUUAUUUUGUUGGCCUGCCAUACCUCCUCGACCCCUUUUCAGUUUUCCAUGUAACAACUUCACUUUGGAAAUAAAAAUGAAUAAAAUUACUUCUGGUCCACUAUUGUCCACUGUGAUUGA
Messenger RNA from Argentina anserina (silverweed cinquefoil), 1003 nucleotides. RefSeq lists its product as uncharacterized. The transcript has 7 exons. Gene Ontology annotation, cellular component: cytoplasm; cytosol. Lineage: Eukaryota; Viridiplantae; Streptophyta; Magnoliopsida; Rosales; Rosaceae. The record is from RefSeq and is a predicted model, not a curated record. Gene Ontology annotation, biological process: rRNA processing. Bases 24 to 857 code for a protein of 277 amino acids. Gene Ontology annotation, molecular function: rRNA (guanine-N7-)-methyltransferase activity.